Messenger RNA from Oncorhynchus gorbuscha (pink salmon), 474 nucleotides. RefSeq names its product voltage-dependent L-type calcium channel subunit beta-3-like. Gene Ontology annotation, cellular component: voltage-gated calcium channel complex. Gene Ontology annotation, molecular function: high voltage-gated calcium channel activity; protein binding. The coding region runs from base 1 to 474 and encodes 157 amino acids. NCBI's taxonomy places the organism in Eukaryota, Metazoa, Chordata, Actinopteri, Salmoniformes, Salmonidae. The record is from RefSeq and is a predicted model, not a curated record. The transcript has 4 exons. Gene Ontology annotation, biological process: chemical synaptic transmission; regulation of voltage-gated calcium channel activity; neuromuscular junction development.
AUGCCUGAGGUGGAGGAAAUCAACCACAACCAUGUCUAUAUUUGUCUCACAACGAAUUUACCCUCUCUCCUCUCUACCUCUCCUCUCCCUCUCCAGGCUGAUUUGUACACCCGUAGACUGUCGGACUCCGACCUGUCAGCGGAGGAGGACCGCGAGGCGUAUCGGCGUGAAGCCGAGCGCCAGGCCCAGCUCCAGCUCGACAGAGCUACGUCUAAACUUAUAGCGUUUGCAGUGAAGACCAAUGUGAGUUACUAUGGAGCUCUAGAUGGUGACUGUCCUGUUGAAGGAGCUGCAAUCAACUACGAAGCCAAAGACUUCCUGAACAUUAAGAAGGUGAGGAACAACACUCCUCAAGAUGGAAGAACCCUCCUUUCUCCCAACUUCAUCUCACUACUCUUCCUCUACAUCACCUUCAUCCCCAGCCCUCUGCGCCUGGAAGCUAUAAGACACAAACACAUGCAGAAACAAAGGUGA